GAUUGGCAACGACCAGCUGUUUAAUCGUUGCACGUGUAUUAUUUUGGUUUUGAAUUUUUGCUGGUUUAUGAUUUAAAGUGUGGUUUAUUAGUUAAAAUAUCAUUGAAAAUGGCUAGAAGACCAGAGCAUUCAGCACCACCAGAAAUAUUCUACAACGACAAUGAGGCAAAGAAAUAUUCAACAAACACUCGCAUCAUCGAAAUUCAAGUGGAAAUGGCCGAGCGGGCCCUGGAACUGCUGGCCUUUCCCGACGACGAUGAAUCGCGCUUCAUUUUGGACAUUGGCUGUGGGUCUGGUCUGUCGGGCAGCGUUCUGGAGGACAGCGAACACAUGUGGAUCGGCAUAGACAUAUCCAAGUCGAUGCUAGACAUUGCCGUCGAGAGGGAGGUGGCCGGUGAUGUGAUACUGGGGGACAUGGGCGAGGGAAUGCCCUUCAGGCCGGGCACUUUCGAUGGCGCGAUCUCAAUUUCGGCGCUCCAGUGGCUCUGCAAUGCCGACAAAUCCUACCACAAUCCACACAAACGUUUGCUCAAGUUCUUCACCACACUCUUCUCCUGCCUCACGCGAACGGCCCGAGCCGUUUUCCAGUUCUACCCGGAGAACUCCGAUCAGAUCGAAAUGGUCACAUCGCAGGCCAUGAAGGCCGGCUUCUACGGCGGGCUGGUGGUGGACUAUCCCAAUUCUGCCAAGGCCAAGAAAUACUACUUGGUGCUGAUGACGGGCGGUGCGGCUGAGCUGCCGAAGGCUUUGGGUGCAUCGGCGGAGGAAGAGCGUCGUGUGAACUACAUAAAGAAGCGCGAUGCGUGCCGCGAUGCCCGUGGCAAGGCCCCGAAGAAAUCACGAGACUGGAUUUUGGCCAAGAAGGAGCGCAGACGUCGCCAGGGCUUGGAGACCCGUCCGGACACAAAGUACACGGCACGCAAACGUACAGGAAAAUUUUGAUUAAAGAGAUCCCGUGCGAGUCUUACACACAA
Molecule: messenger RNA, 974 nt
Organism: Drosophila subobscura
Lineage: Eukaryota; Metazoa; Arthropoda; Insecta; Diptera; Drosophilidae
Product: probable 18S rRNA (guanine-N(7))-methyltransferase
Exons: 4
Coding region: 109-942 (277 amino acids)
Biological process (GO): rRNA (guanine-N7)-methylation
Cellular component (GO): nucleolus
Molecular function (GO): rRNA (guanine) methyltransferase activity
Source: RefSeq, a predicted model, not a curated record